Molecule: messenger RNA, 849 nt
Organism: Mesocricetus auratus (golden hamster)
Lineage: Eukaryota; Metazoa; Chordata; Mammalia; Rodentia; Cricetidae
Product: mucosal pentraxin-like
Exons: 2
Coding region: 71-730 (219 amino acids)
Biological process (GO): innate immune response
Molecular function (GO): complement component C1q complex binding
Source: RefSeq, a predicted model, not a curated record
CAGCAAAUGUCUCUCUACAGAGACAAUCAUUGCUGUUCUCCCACUACCAGAGGACUCUAAACAGAACACAAUGGCGAAGCUUAUUGUGGGUGGCCUGCUCCUCUCUGUUCUUUCAGCAGGUUCAUCCCAAGCAGACAUGACGGGGAAGGCAUUUAUUUUCCCUCAAGAAUCAGCCACUGCCUAUGUGACCCUGAUCCCAAAGGUGAGGAAGUCACUGCAGAGUUUCACCCUGUGUCUGAAGGCUUUCACUGACCUCACCAGACCUUACAGCCUCUUCUCCUACAGCACAAAGACCAAGGACAACGAGAUUCUUCUCUUUGUACGAAAAGUGGGAGAGUAUGAGAUCCAUGUUGGGAAUUCGUUAGUCACUUUCAAAGCACCCCUAAAUCCUUAUGCCCCAUUUCAUGUCUGUGUGAGCUGGGAGUCUGCCUCUGGGAUUGCAGAACUCUGGCUGGAUGGAAAGCCUAUGGGGAGGAAAGGCUUGAAGAAGGGGUACAGUGUAAGUGCUGAGGCAAAGAUUAUCAUAGGACAAGAGCAGGAUUCCUUUGGGGGACGUUUUGAUGUAAAACAAUCUUUUGUUGGAGAGAUAUGGGAGGUGUCUUUGUGGGACCAUGUGGUCCCCCUAAAAGAAAUGGAUGGCGGGUGUUACAAUGGCAACCUUAUAAAUUGGCAAGCUCUUAAUUUUGAAGACAAUGGCUAUGUGGUCACUAAACCCAAACUGUGGGCUUAAACUUCUUUCUUUUCAGUCAUAAUUUGUGUUUAGUAAUAAUCACAUAGUUUCUGAAAUCAAAUCUGUUUUGUUUCUGUUACAAUAGUAAUGUGGACUGCAUUAAAAAGCAAAAAAUGUGA